Messenger RNA from Paramuricea clavata, 5224 nucleotides. Lineage: Eukaryota; Metazoa; Cnidaria; Anthozoa; Malacalcyonacea; Plexauridae. The record is from the annotation of a GenBank genome assembly.
UGUGUAUUAUAUAAUUUCCAUACCAUACCAUACAUUCCAUCGUCACCAUUGUCAUUAUAUUUAUAUUACUAUUAUCAUCAACAUCACAAUCAUCAUUGCCAUAAUCAUCAUCGAUCGAGAUCAUCACCAUUAUUGUUGAAGAUAAACUAUAUCUGUCUUUCUGUAUUCGCCCAUUUAUUUACCUAUCUAUUUAUAGGCUCGUUGCAAAUACUUCUGGCACUCUAUAGGAAAGCGAAGAAGGCGGAAAUACAGCCAGCCGAGCCUCAAACUGGUCAUUGGGUACACAACUUUGCUGCUUUAUCAAUACAUCGGCGUAAACAUUGGGUAGUGACCGUAAAAGGGUUCAGUCGAUACAUCUGGGAUUUUGAGGGUUCGAGCAAUCAGAACAUAUAUGGUAUAUAUCAAUCCCAUGGUGCAUUGCAGAUAUCGAACAGCGAAGAAAGCUUGAAUGCGUACGACGUUCAACACGGUUGGGACUGGACACGAGUACCAGGAACAACAACAAUAAGGUUAAGUUUGCAUGAAUUGAAGAUGCUGAACGUUAAUAGGUAUUAUCAACCUUCAAAGUUGGUUGGUGGUGUGGUAUUGACCAGUAAAGAUCCACGUUUGGCGAAUGGAGUCUUUGCAAUGAGAUUUCAUCGCCCUUUAUAUGGUUCUGGGCAUGGUAAAACGGCUGGGUAUGGCAGAAAAAGGACGAUUAAUUGCAAACCAGUAAGUACACUGCAGUGCACUUCGGGGGUUCAAGUAAACUUUGAGCCCGUUUUCCAUGAGGUAAACGAGAAAACGGCAGGAAAAUAUAUUACUUACAUUUUGCAUACGUUAUACUAAUUUAAACUGUAUUUGCCUCCUAAAAGUACUGGUGCCAGUUGUUCAAAAGCCGGUUAGCCUAACCCCGGGUUAACACAAAUCUACAAAUUAAAUUUUCCAACUGCUGACCAAUCAAGUUGAAUAUGUUUUUCCAGAAAUCUUUUCUGGUUCAAUAGAGAUUUUAUUUUCUAAAGUUUUGAACCGAAUGAUAUACAGAAAUACAGAAACAAAAACAGCAGGUUAAAAUUUAACCCAAGGUUAGCGCUAAUUGGGCUCUGAACAACCAGCCCCAGCUCUUUCUUUACAAACAGCCGUUAAGUAGCAAUAGUCAGUGAAUUAAUAGACACAUUUAUUUGGCUAACGAGUAACGUUUGUUUAUAACCAAUUCACAACUUUAGAUAACUCAGACGUGCCUAGUUACUAUUGUUCUAGUUUAGAGAAGCAUAGGAUGGAACAAAGGUAUAACUAAGCUUCAGAAUGAUCUACACGAGUGACUAAUAACUGUUCUACAGUGUGUCCCAAAAACCCCCACAAAACCAUUGAAAUAACGUAUUGUUAAAAUUUGAAUGCCCUAGCACUAAGCUGAACGCAAAGAUGCGUAAAAUAUUGACAAAGGAGUCUAUAUUAUAUACAGACUUAUUAAGAAAUUAUAAUAUCUUUGUAAAGCGCACGAUUUUCUGCUCUUGGGAAUUUAAAACAGCUUCUUAAACAGUUUCUUUAUGCAUAAAAUUUACUUAUGUCACGCUUUGAUGCACAUGUGGGUUCAGUAUACAGGGUGUAUAAAAAAAGGAUACCUUUAGAAAUCAAGCAUAUUGUUAAAAUUUGAAUGCCUUUUCAAUUGUACAUAUGCUAAAACGUGGUGCGUGAAAUAUUGAUGGAGUGCAUAUAUUAGAAAAAGAAAUUAUAAUUUGAAUCCUGGAGCACUUUGCUAAGCCCACGAGUGCGUAACAUGCGAUCUACGUACAGUAUCCAUGGCUGAUUGUUCCCAGGAGCAGACAAUCUUUUGUUCAAACGUUAUUUCAAUUUCUAAAGGUCUCCUUUUUCUAAUAUAUGCACCCCAUCAAUAUUUCACGUACUACGGUUCAGCAUAUAUGCAAUUGAAAAGGCAUUCAAAUUUUAACAAUAUGGUUGAUUUCUAAAGGUCUCCUUUUUUUAUACAGGGUGUAUAAAAAAAAACGCAACCUCGGAAUUUCCCAAGAAAUCGACAUUGUUUUGAAGACAAAAGAUUUUAGGCGCCUAGGGAAUUUAAAAUAACACAACUGUCAAAAUUACUGCACACGCGAGUGCAUAAAGCAAACUUUAUGCAUUUAUUUAAUGCACAACAACAGUAAUAUGAUCUAUUAGCAAUUCGAUUUCAAUUCCCAGGGGCCUAAAAUCUUUUAUGCUUAAGAAUUGUAAAGUGAUUUCUUAGGAAAUUCCGAGGUUGCGUUUUUUUUUAUACACCCUGUAGAUCGCAUUUUUGAUGGCGACUAACAAUGAGCUGUGUAAAAAUCUGAAACACUAAUAGUAGUAUAUGCAUUCACAGGGUGUAUUGUAUUUUUUUCUCCCAUUCGUAUAUAUCCUUGCAUUCCUGUAUAUUUUGCGCUCCCCACUUUUCUUCCUUUGUGCCACACCAAACAUGCAAGCCCAGGACUUUUAUCGCUUAACAUUUGUAUUAUUAUCUGUGCCCGUUGACAGCCUCUCAAGUUUAGAUGUGGGCCUGGAAUUUUUUUUGAAGCCCUGUCUUUAAUUGUUUCUUUUGUGCCUCCAAGAGCGUGUAUAGUUGAAAGUUGCCCUGUUCAGCAAUUGACAUCGGAAUUUUCUGUGUAGAUCUUCGUUGUUGAUGUAUUAGCAGGGAUAUGUUAUUUAUAGAUGAGUUCACGGUGAUUCGUAUUCAGUAAUAUAAGAAGUUUUUGUCUAGAUCACCAUUGUUAAUACAUCAUUAUUUUUUCAAAUGAGGUUUGACUUUUGACUUUGAAAGGACAAAGAACAAUCUGUAUCAUGCCCUAACCAGGUUUAGGCUUUAGGGGGCUUAUACCAUGCAGAAUACCAAUUAAGGCAGACACUCGAUAUUACUUGCUCAAUAGGAAAUGCAGGACGCUUUAUCUCGUAUUUCGACUUAGUUUGACAAUAAAACACAGCAUACAAAACGUGAAAUGGUCUAAAUACCAAUAAUACAAUAUACCUGAAAUCGGCCAGGCUUGAUCUGAUAUCGAAAACAAACAAACUAUGGAUCGUAAUACGAUUAACGUUACAAUAUUGUUCUAGAUGCCAGCUGCAUACUGGCAGGCUUACGUUGAAAAAUCAGACAAACUUAAAGACCCGAUGAAAUAUUUAGAAACAGCGAACACGUUUACUGGAAAAGAACUGCUCUCAGCUGAUUGUAUGGAAAAGAUAAAAAAUACCGUAUGUGUGCCGCUGUAUUGCAGUGAGGAUGAGAAAAGCAUCAUUGUUCCUAAUUUGCAAGACAAGUGUAAUGGUGUAUUGGAAUGGUAAGGUUUUGUUAUAUCAUUAUGUUUUGCGCAUGCGUAGGCUGUUUGUGAUUCGGGUCAGGACUAAAAAGCAAGCUCAAGCCCCCCUCCCCCCUCCCCAAUAAUUUCCAUUUGUGUGAGCAAAACACACAAAAGGACUGGAAAAGUGCGAAAGCAAUUCAGAUUUAUUCUUGAGCCCUUCCAAUAUUGAUUUACUUCCGACAGCCUUGAAAAGAAAUAUAUAUUCGUGCAUGAAUAUUUGAGGAUGCAACCUAUACUAGAUUUCAUUUGGUUCUAGCUGCAUUCGUUCCAAGGUGUUCCUUGGCUUGGCUUGACCGUUUGUAACAUAGUUAUGUUAUAGCUUAACCGUAUGUUACAGUUGCUUGAUCGUAUGAUCAUGUUAUAACCAUUUUCGCUCUAAAUGCCAAUUCACACUACACAUGCAACUUUUGCGUAAAUCUGUCGCAUGCAACUUACUGUGUAAAAUACUAAAACAAGAACACAACUCACGACAACGUAAGCGUUCGUUAAUUCCACUCUCAGGCUUCGUUCGCUACAAUACAAUAGACUUUUCCGGUAUGUAAUUACGUCACAACUACACUGUUUCCAACUCGAACCACCUUAAGAUAGAUUUCAAGUUUGUUUCUCACGGGCUAUGGUCAGAGAAGUAGAACAUCCUUCGUCAAUACAUGCAUAAAAAAAUAAAAAGAAUAUUGGAUUUUGACUAUUAAAUGUGGAUAUAAGCUUAAACACGAAAACGAGGCUGAGGAGCCACGGCCCUUCUUGGCCCCUCAGCUUCGUUUUCAUGUUAAAGCUUAUUUCCAUAAUUAUUGGUCCAAAAAAUAAAUCCAAAUUCCUUUUUAUGAAUGAAGAAAGAAGGAUGUCCUGCCCCUCUGAAACUAAAAACCAAUCCAUUUAAAGUGGUCUUAAGUUGAAAACAGUGUUAGUCGUGACGUAAUUACCGGACAGAUCUAUUGAAGUGGAAAGGUCGAACAGCGGCAUCCACUGGAUGGUUUUUUCAGUUCAGUCAAAGCUUUCUAAAUUUCGGGGGGUGAUCGGUAUAACUGGAUUAAAGUUUAUAAGUAUUGAUAAAUUAAGGGAUUUUUUAUGUUUGGUCUCCAUAUACUAUUGUAUUCGACAACGGGCUCUGACUAGAGCUUGCGCAUAUGACCUUCAACCCCCCCUUCCCGCGUACUGACUCUGGUAAACGAACAUUUCUGUACAGUGCUUCCAUUCUUUUUAAUUGCUUAGAUAGCGAUUGUAAGCAACUUGCUGCUUCGCCAUCUUGCUCUUCAUAUACUAACGCCAAACAAAAAAUUCGUAAAAUCUUUCUUAACAAGCUUACCCUUACUAACCAUAUCGAAGAUCUAUUUUGUAUAAAUUGUAAAUAUUUACUAAAUUGUAAUUGUAUUCAUUACUAAUUAUUUUUUUCUCAAAUGUAAAUAGUCGUAAUCCUUAAUACUUUUUAUGCCUGUAAAUAUCAAAAUAGUGCGAGGGCCGUAUGUUUGAUAACUUUUACGGUUAAUACGUUUUCCCUCGUGAAAUAAAGUUUCUAUUCUAUUCUAUUCUACUAUAUAGUCUAUACACACAGUUUCAUUUUUAUAAAUGUUGAACUUUAAAAAAUGUUGAACUUUAUAGUUGCGCUUUAUAUCAAUCGUCUUUUGUACAACUGGCUGCAGUAUAAGUAUUUUUGGCGAUUUUAUUCUGUCAAUGCAUGAUACUAAAACCUGUAAACCUUAAAUUGGGUUGUGACAUUUUCCUUGUUUUUCAGCAUCAACAAAGCCUCAGACAAAUACGACAAAUUGUCAUCGAUUUUGAAGCCGAUCAAGGACAGCUUAAAAGGAGGAUGUGACAAGGUUGUUGAAGCUAUUAAGGCUGCAACGAGUGAUGCAUAUAUUAUGAGUCAUGCUUCAGAGCUUCUUUUGUUCACCAUUGGCAUUGCUCUUCUUGCAAUGAACUUUCACUGA